Messenger RNA from Podarcis lilfordi (Lilford's wall lizard), 15790 nucleotides. NCBI's taxonomy places the organism in Eukaryota, Metazoa, Chordata, Lepidosauria, Squamata, Lacertidae. The record is from the annotation of a GenBank genome assembly.
CUCCUGAGCUGCUACUCUACUCUCUCUCACCCAUUCACUGUCUAAUAGGAAACAAAUCUGCCCCUGGACAUGCCAGGGCUUAAAAUAGAUGUUGAGACAGCAGCCUUUCCCCUUCUUCAGCAGCAACAGCGUCAGUAGCAGGAGCGGCAGAAGCAAGGAGAGGGAGAGCAGAGGAGAUGGCCGACUAGAUCUGAAGGAGAAGCCUUCUUUCCCAGCUGAGAAAAAUCAGAGCCUUGACAAAGGUAAAGUAACUGGGGCCAGCUGGCUCUCUUGUUGUCUCUUUGUGGCACUUCCACGGCAGGACAGAGCCUGUGGCUUCCUUGGUCUUUCCCCCUUGCGCUGUGCCAGCAAGGAGAUGCUUCUGCCUGUUCUCUCUCUGAGAAGCUGCCAUUUAGAAGAAGCAGGCUAUUCAAUGCUUUGCAUGUUUGUAUGUGGCAGGGAACUGUGGCAGAACUUUGGCAGGAUCGAGGCUUGGUGGAGUGGGAGGUCUCAGGCUGCAUGCAUGACCCUGUGAUAUUUACUCUCUGCUACCUAACUUGUCAUCCCAACAGUGCGGUGGAAGGAAAACGAGAGCCAGAUUCAUGCUGAUGUGCAUAUAAGGGUGGGGUAUCUAUGGGUCACAUAGUUCAGGGGAUUGAUCCUGGUCUCAAAGAAAAUGUGCCUCCUUCCCAAACACUGCUGCCACGCAGAACUCGUUCUUGGAGCUCAUGUCUUUCAAAACAUAUCAAAGCUCUUGAAAGGCUGCUUUUUGGCCAAAAAAAUUGCCGGGCUAAGAACCAGCGCAAUUGGGCAUGUGGAUAAUUUUGGAAGGACUGAGGGGGGUAGAUUUGAGGACUCUGCUUGGCUUUUAGGCUUAAACUGGAUACCUCGAGCCAGAGACGUCUUCUUCACACUCAGUCUCAUUUUUCUGCCUCUGUAAAGUGGGAACAAUUGUGGCCUCCCACUGAGAGGACAGAUAAAAUAAGGGCUCUUAUGCAUGAAACCCUGUGAAAAAGAUAGAUAACAAGGAGAGAGUUGCGCAGCAUGGGAACAUGGCUUCUUAUCUUGCUCGUCUUAUGAGGCUGGGAAGCAAGGCAGACAAAACAACAAGCAGGAGGCAAUCUCUACUUUCCCCUCUGCUAGUGCUCCGGUGGGAGCAUUAAAAGAGCAGUGCAUCGUGUGCAACAUCGUGCAGGAAGAAAAACCUCUCCCUCCCCACCCCACGCAUGUAUUCUGAACAGGGCUGGUCCAUGGAGAGGAGUGGAUCUGUUGCAUCUGAUCUCCAGCCUGGAAGGGUGCCCCACCCAGUGCUUGAUUCCCGUUAAGCUAAAGGACCAUCGGCUACCAAUCCUUUAGAAACACAGCUGCCUUGCUGCAAAAGCCACGGGCCCAAGAUGAGCUGUUCCAGGAGGGCCGGGGAACCUGUGGCUCCCCAGAUGUUGUUGGACUCCAUUUCCCAUCAGCCCCAGACAGCAUGGCCACCGGUCAGGGAUGAAGGGAGUUGCAGUCCAGCCAUAUCUGGAGGAAUCUGGUUUUCCCACCUCUGUGUUAUAGCCCAGUAGAUGGAAAAGCUUUAUUUCCCUUCACAGGCUUGUAAAACCUUCCCCUGCUGGGUUAAAGCACUCAGGUUUCAGACUGGCUGCCACCCCCGAAUGUAAUACUUUAUUUUGAUGUAGCAAUGAAGGAGAGGGUUGUUGUUUUUCUACUCCUGGACCUUCUCAUGAAGGGUAAGGAAGAGAUGGUGUUGGCACUCAGCUCACUGGCCUGAAGUCCCCCUCCUUGAACUGUCUGCUAUCAGGGGCUCAAGCAGACUCCUCCAUCCCCCAUUUUGUUCACAAUCCACAGGCCGCAGAGUCCUUAUAAAAGCAGUUCUGCUUUCAAUCGGUAAACAAGGGGAAGAUAGAAAAACCACCGCCGUGUGUGAGGGCAUCCCUGUUUCACUCCCAGACCGAUACGCAGGCACAGCUUGCGCCAAGUUCAGAAAGUACAGAGCAAUAUUCUAAACAAUUUUACGCAAUUCAGAAACAACCAAUCAUUUCUGGUGAUUGUGUUAAGCGUGUGUGUGUAUGUGCACCCAUUUCUGAACACAAUGCGAUAUCCUCUGCAUUACCCAGUUCAGAUUUUUGGUAUUAUCAUCAUUUUUGCCUGGCACCACACCCAGCAGCAAAGGCUCCAGAGAAAGCUGUCCUCUUGAAGCAAGUCAGCACCAAAGUGGAUGUGACAGCGUGAUGGAGCCUAUGCUUUGAAAUCAGACAUUCCCAGCAGUUCUGAAUGAAGACAUGUAGCCACCUGAGAUGGCCCAGCAAAUACCACUCUCUGCUUUUCUUUUUCCUCUUCCUCCUCAUGCUCUGUACUUUGACUUUUGCCUCUGCUACAGCAAGGGCAGGUGAGUCAACAGGCUGUCACCUGUUCAGAAGGUGGGCAGUUCGAAUCCCCGCAACGGAGUGAGCUCCCGUUGCUCGGUCUCUGCUCCUGCCAACCUAGCAGCUCAAAAGCACGAAGUGCAAGUAGAUAAAUAGGUACCGCUCCGGCGGGAAGGUAAACGGCGUUUCCGUGCGCUGCUCUGGUUCUCCAGAAGCAGCUUAGUCAUGCUGGCCACAUGACCCGGAAGCUGUACGCCGGCUCCCUCGGCCUGUAAAGUGAGAUGAGCGUCGCAACCCCAGAGUUGUCUGCGACUGGACCUAAUGGUCAUGGGUCCCUUUACCUUUACCUUACAGCAAGGGCAGGUGAGUCAACAGGCUGUCACCCAACAAUGACUCACUCAGAAGAAGGACCCUAUAUCAAGGAGUGAGGAAUCUUAAUCCCAGGGACCCAGUGAGCUCUUCCAAGCAUCUCUCUCUGAUCCUCAAAACUAACCCUUUUUUGCUAUCCCAACUUCAGAACCUGAGAGUUUUUGCCAGGCUGGAAUUUGUCCUUGAACUCUGGAAUGACUCUUACUUUGAGGGAUAGGGAGGGAUUGUGUGGAAAUCAGCCUCCUGUACAAAGGUCAAUUUUACACCUGCUGCGCUGCCCACUUUGGCCUCUGGCCUCACUCAACACCGGCAUGUCUACAGGGUCAGUCUCAAACUGAGACCUUGUAUUGGGGCAAGUGGCUAUUUUUCUGGGGCAAGGCGUCGAUUCUUUCUGAAGUUCAAAGGGCAUUUGUCACGGCAGCAAAGCCAUGGGUAGUCUCUUCAAGGCCACUUCCCCCCACAAUGCCUUGCUCUGAGGAGUGACUCUUUCUCAGAGUAAGGCAUGAGGAGCAACAGAGGAGAUGUGGAUGGGCAGUGGGCAGCCUAGAGAAGAGUUUGGAUUUGAUAUCCCGCUUCAUCACUACCCUAAGGAGUCUCAAAGUGGCUAACGUUCUCCUUUGCCUUCCUCCCCCACAACAAAUGCUCUGUGAGGUGAGUGGGGCUGAGAGACUUCAGAGAAGUGUGACUAGCCCAAGGUCACCCAGCAGCUGCAUGUGGAGGAGCGGGGAAGCGAACCCGGUUCACCAGAUUACGAGUCCACCACUCUUAACCACUACACCACACUGGCUCCUCCUAGAGGAGGCACCACUGCACUGCUCCUCAAAGUCCUCUGCCUAAGAUGUGUCUCAAAUGGCCUAAACGAGAGGGCUAGAUGUGGGCCUCAGGUUCAGUCCUGGCAUCACUCCACAGGAUCAGACAACAGAGGGUGCGAAAGACCCUCUGCCUGGGAUUCUGAAGAACUGCUGCCUGUCAGAAUACCAGGGGUUAGCAAACUUUUUCAGCAGGGGGCCGGUCCUCUGUUCCUCAGACCUUCUGGGGGGCCAGACUGUAUUUUGGAAAAAUAAUGUGAACGAAUUCCUAUGUCCCACAAAUAACCCAGAGAUGCAUUUUAAAUAAAAGGACACAUUCUACUCAUGUAAAAACAUGCUGAUUCCCAGACAGUCCGCGGGGUGGAUUUAGAAGGCGAUUGGGCCGGAUCCGGUCCCCAGACCUUAGUUUGCCUACCCAUGGAGUACACAGCACUGGGCUUGGUUGAAAAAUAAUCUGACCCAGCAGAGGCCAUUUUUAAUAUUCUGAAAUAACUUCCUAAUAGCUGCAGCUGCAAUGCUCCCAGCCUCCCAGAAUGGGUUUGGCACCUCCUAUCUCCACUGCAAAAAAGUGGAUUGUGUCGCACAUUCCCCCAACCUGAUUCUGACAGAAAAGAGCUGUGAAGUGGCAGGCUGAACAUAUUCCAAAGUUCAGCAAGAGAGGGUCAGAUAGAUUGAUACAACAGCAGCGUUUGGAUAGGCAUACGAUGAAGUCACCUCUGGGCACAGUUGCUGAAAUGAGAGGUGCCGGAGACCCCUAAUGUCCAGCUUUUGUGGAAUCUGCCUGAGGUUACUCGGUGGUGAGAGAACAAAAUUUUGCCCCUUCUCCAGGGAGCACCAGCUCUUUAGGACAACUUCAUACAUGCUAAAGCUGCGUCUUCACUGGGCAUUUGCCACUAAAUAGUCAAACCUGGUGAACUCACUUUUUACAGGGCAUGUGCAUGAAAUCAUGGGCAAGGUUUUGCAUGUUUCUCAUGUUUUGCCUGUUCAACUUCUGUUUGUUUUCCAGAGCUCAGAAAAGCUGCCUUUUUUUAGCUCCAUGGAAUAGCUGCACAAUUUCUGCAGGCGUCCGUGGACUAUUUUGUUGCUAUUCUGACUACCUAUGGCCUGCAUAGAUUACUCUAGCCAUUUCCUAAGAGCAACUCUGGCAUUUUAACUCUCACUUUUCCAAACAGCAUUGCUUUUAUAUCUAAUCCCUCCAAGCCGCCGGGCCUUAAAUUAAAAUGGGAAAGAUAAUGAUUAGGGUGUAUUUAGCCCUGUUUCAAUGCACAGUAGUCCUAAUGAAAAUCCCCCUCACCCACAAACCUUUGGGGCUUAAGAAAGGGAGGCUGCCCACUUGGCAGGACAUGUUACGAGUCGCUGUUCCACUUCUAGCUGAAAGCAACACAGCAACAAUUGGGUGUUGCUAAAUUAUCCACAGCUGGAAAGCACCUUAAGACAUUGGGGAAAGAUUCCCAAGUGUGGCCCUGGUGUGUUCUGGCUCAGAUUAUACCCCCGGUGUCACUAUGCAGAAGCAGAGCAAUUCAGCUCAGCAGUUUUGAGAGCCAGGAAAGUGAGCUUCAGGUUAUAUAGGAAGGUGUCUUGGGGACCAGAUCUAACUCUUUGUCCAUCUAGGCCACUGCUGCCUACUCUGACUGGCAACAGCUCCCUGGGGUCCCAGGCAUAGAGGGGAGCUUCCCAUCCACCUAAGUGGUCCUUUCAGCUGGAGAUGCUGGAAAUUAAAACAAGGACAUUCUGUAUGCAAAAGUCGUAUUCUUUCCACUGCAUGACAGUUCCUCCCCAAAGAGAGCAGAAAUGGGUUGCCUUUUCCUCCUUGGGUUCCUUAAAAACUUUCUGCCCUCCUAGUAGAAAAUCAGAGCUCCCCUAAAUACCACAAGAGGAUCCAAGUGUGUGUGGAGCUGGGUGAAUAAUUUGUCUUUUUCCUCGUCUUGUAACGGGGUCAGUGCCAGGGUGGAGAUAUCUUGAUUUUUGUUUUUCUUCUCCUCCAGCUCCUGGCUGUCUCUGUACAAAGCUCCUGGCACCUGCCAGCCUCUCUCAUUACUAUUCCUGCCUUGGCAGCCUCUAAGCUGGCAGAGCUGUGCUGGCCAAACAUCGUUUUGAAGGAAGGCAGCAGCUGAGCUCAUCCCGAUCCCAACUGGUCAGGAGAUGCCAGCUCAAAAGCUGAGGAAAACGCCAACCAGCGUUUAUUUCUCCUCUGCACAUGUGAAUUCAUUAAAAGUCAUGUAAAAUGAUUGAAUACCCAUUAUCGAACACUAAAGUGGCAGUUGGGUUUCUUCGCUUGUCUAUUUGAACAAGAAAGCAGGUUUCAAAUUGUCCAAGUACACGGGCAAUCCAAUGUAGUGUCAGGCCCCAUCUGAACUACACAUUUAAAGCAGGAUCAUACCACUUUAAACAGCUUCCCCCAAAGAAUCCUGGGAGUUGUAGUUUGUUAAGGGUGCUGAGUGCUAGGAGACUACUAUUUCCUUCACAGAGCUACAGUGCCCAGAGUUUUUGGAGAUGUAGGAUUGAUUGUUAAACCACUCAGACAAUUGUGGUUCUGUGAGAGGAACAAGGGUCUCCUAACAAUUCCCAACCAAAAUCCCUUACCAAACUACAACUCCCAGGAUUCUUUGGGGGAAACCAUGGCAGUUUUAAGCGGCUGUGUUGCUGCUUUCAAUGCCUGGCACUGAUGGGGCCUGAAACAGAAAAAGCUAGGCAGGAGCAAGCAGACAGAGUUAAUAAAUGCCAAACUCACCGGGUUCCUGGAGCUCAGGCUAUUGAGCCCCCAAACUAGUAGUGUUUCAAGGGCAACAUAGCUGCCAAGCCCAAUUUGUCCCUUCGAGAUCAUCCGAAACAACAUGUUAUCCAAGUGUCCUGUUUACCACAGAGGUAUUUUCCUAUUCCCGUCCCUAUUUUAUUCCGCCUUUCUUUCUUUUCUUUUGCAAAAGGCCUUGUAAAAUAUGUCAGGGAAGCCUACGCCACUCUGGAAGCCAGACAAGAAUGCUGUGGCCGGACUGCUCACAGGAGCGAGUCACUGGCAACAUCCUAUGUCUCUUUGCUGGGAGACCUGUACUGGUUGCCAGUUUGCUACCAGCCCAGGCAGAAGGUUUUUGUGUUCAUUCUCAACAACUUGGGCUCCAAGUACCAUAAGGCACCUACCGUAUUUUUUGCUCUGUAAGACGCACUUUUUCCCUCCUAAAAUGUAAGGGGAAAUGUGUGUGCAUCUUAUGGAGUGAAUGCAAGCUUCGCAGCUAUCCCAGAAGCCAGAACAGCUAGAGAGGGUGCUGUGUAGCGCUCCCUCUAGCUGUUCUAGCUUCGCAUGAAGCCUCCGCAGAGCACGGGGAGCAUUCAUCCCCGUGCCCUGUGGAGGCUUUGCGGGUCUAUCCAUGGCUUUUGCGGGAGGUGCGAGAAGGGACAGAGCGGGCGGCUCUGUCCCUUCCCCCACCUCCCGCAAAGCCAGGGAUAGGCGCACUCCCUUUAAAGAGUUGUGCAGAGUGUGUGUGUGCGGCUCUUGGGGGAAAGCCUGCAAGCGCCACACACACACUCCACGCGGCUGGUGAAAGGGAGCACUGAGCAGAACCUGGGAUACAUACAGGCUCUGCUCAGCGCUCCUUUUAAAUAAUAUUUUUUUUCCUUGCACUCCCCCUCUAAAACCUAGGUGCGCCUUAUGGUCAGGUGCAUCUUAUGGGACAAAAAAUACGGUAAUUCCUUACGCUUGAUCACUGAGAGCUUCUGAUGAGGCACUUUUUGCAGUCUCUCCAGUGCCCCGAGGCUGAAGGCUCAUCCACACUUUUGCUUGUCCCACCUCUUUACCAGUCUUUCAGACCCUCCAAGAAACCAUCCCAGUUUCUGAUUAGUAAUAAUAAUAAUAAUAAUAAUAAUAAUAAUAAUAAUAAUAAUUUAUUAUUUAUACCCCGCCCAUCUGGCUGGGCUUCCCCAGCCACUCUGGGUGGCUUUCAACAAAAUAUUAAAAUACAGUAAUGCAUCAAACAUUAAAAGCUUCCCUAAAGAGGGCUAACUUCAGAUGUCUUCUAAAAGUCUGGUAGUUGUUGUUCUCUUUGACAUCUGGUGGGAAGGCGUUCCACAGGGUGGGUGCCGCUACCGAGAAGGCCCUCUGCCUGGUUCCCUGUAACUUGGUUUCUCACAGCGAGGGAACCACCAGAAGGCCCUCGGCGCUGGACCUCAGUGUCCAGACAGAACAAUGGGGGUGGAGGCGCUCCUUCAGAUAUUGAUUUGAUCCCGGAAUGUCCUAGAGCCCUCCCACCUCAUUCCCAAAGCUGAGAAACCACUAGCUAUGCUUUGGGGAGAAGGGAAGAGCCCUCAUGUCUGAGCCCUCAUGCUUCCUCCCCAAAGCCCACUGCCUCCCUUACCCAGCUUUGGGAAGGCAGCACGAAGGCUGCAGCGGUGGGUGUCAAAUAUUGAUGGGGCCACCGAAAUAAAGUAUUGAGGGCCAUGUUUGGAAAGCCCUGAUUUAUCCCCACCUACAGUAGAGGGCAGCCUACUAAUGUGGAUCAAAAGGAUGCAAGAAAACAAGAUCCCAUCAUGUUGCAAUAAGUAUGUUUUGAUUUUAUGGUUUAGCAUUGUUUAUAUUUUGAAUUGCAUAUGGGAAAAACACCAUAGAAGAGAAGAAAAGAGUUUGGAUUUGAUAUCCCACUUUAUCACUACCCGAAGGAGUCUCAAAAUGGCUAACAUUCUCCUUUCCCUUCCUUCCCCACAACAAACACUCUGUGAGGUGAGUGGGGCUGAGAGAGGUCAGAGAAGUGUGACUAGCCCAAGGUCACCCAGCAGCUGCAUGUGGAGGAGCAGAGACGCGAACCCAGUUCCCCAGAUUACGAUUCUAUCGCUCUUAACCACUACACCACACUGGCUCUCAAGCAUAAUCUUUCCACUGCUUAAGGCCUGUACUAGUCUUAAUCCAGCCCUGGUUUACCCACUGCUGUCAGUGCUCUAGCCCCAUCAAGGACUCCUUGCUUUAGCCAUUUCCAUUUUUAACAGGACCAGGAAGGAGAGACUCCGAGUGCAGACGAUCCCCAGGCUGGAUGUGGUCCUGCUAAUACCACCUGUGCUCUCUUCCAGUUUAGAAACCGACCGUGGGUGGUGGUCGCAGCAGAAACACUGCCCCGCCCCAGCCCCCUCAAGAGGCCCGGGAUGCAAGGGGGGGCUUGGCGGCACCAAUGGCCUUCUUGUCCCGGUUCUCCCGGAACGGAUCCAGGGCUCCCAGCCGGCGGAUUCACGAUGACACCGUCAGCCACCCCAUCCUCAGCGUCUUCGAGCUGGAGAGGCUGCUCUACACAGGGAAGACAGCCUGCAACCAUGCCGACGAAGUGUGGCCAGGACUCUACCUGGGAGAUCAGUACGUACCAGCCCAGAUGUCACUGUGGGGACGGUGGUGGGGAGGAAGUCCUGUGAUCUACAGCUGCUAAGGACUGGAGGGCAUGCAUGACAUUGCCUACUAUCAGGGACUGGGCAGAGGAGGAAUGGUGGAGACCACCUCCCCAUCCUGACCUCUCUAGGGAGGAGGAAGAAGAAGACAGUACAGUGGUACCUUGGUUGUGAACAGGAUCCGUUCCAGAGGCACGUUCGCAACAUGAAAGGAAUGCAACCCACAGUGGUGCAUCUACGCACAUGCGGGUUGCGAUUCACCGCUUUUGCGCAUGCGCGUUACGUCAUGCGGCGCGUCUGCACAUGCGCAAGUGGCGAAACCUGGAAGUAACCCUUUCUGGUACUUCCGGGUUGCCGCAGGAUGCAACCUGAAAAAAAAGUAACAUGAAGCAAACGUAACAAGAGGUAUGACUGUAUAGAUUUACAACAGGGGUUUGAGGGAGGUCACAGCUUAGAGGCAGAUGAGGCGGAAAGUUGGGAAAUAAUGGUAGAGGAGGAGGCAGGACCGGAAUGGCAGUUGGCUGGCACGAAAGCCUUCCAGACCCCCCCAUCUGCCAGAACCUGGCAAGCCUUAAAAGUAGGAGAGCAAAGAGCUCCAAGACAGAAAGCAACGUAGCAGCACCCGUAGAAGUGAUGAAUGAGGAAGUGGGAGAGACGAGGGGUUGGAGAUUCACUUGGGACAACAUCAUUAUCCAGGAGGCUGGGUACUAUAAUAUUUAUUUAUUUAUUUAUUUAUUUAUUUAUUUAUUUAUUCAUUCAUUCCACCUUGCCCAUCUGGCUGGGUUUCCCCAGCCACUCUGGGCGGCUUUCAGCAAAACAUUAAAAACAGAAUAGAACUUCAAACAUUAAAAACUUCCCUAAACAGGGCUGCCUUCAGAUGUCUUCUAUAGCCUCUCUCUGUAAUUUUGAAAUAAAAAAGGAUGUUAAGGAACUUUUCCUUGUUUUUAUACUUUCCUGGGCAACCAGCCAGGAGCUGCUGACAGCAUCCUGGCACCUACAGAGGGACAAAUCUCCAUUUCUCUCUGUUUCUCAUGUUUCCCAUCCUGAAGUUCGUUCCACCCCUUUUCUGCAUCCAUUUGAGUUUUCUGUUUAAAAGCCUGCACGAGCAACCUUACUCCAUUAUGUGCACACCAGCCAGCUGCACUGAGAGGGUUGCUUAACAAGCUUCCCUGCUCCAUCUUCUUCCCCCCAUGUAGAGAUAUAGCUGCCAACCGCCGGGAACUGGCGCGCCUGAACAUCACCCACAUCCUCAAUGCCUCGCACAGCAAGUGGCGGGGAGGGGCCGAUUACUAUGAAGGCACUGGCAUCUGCUACCUGGGCAUCGAGGCCCAUGACUCGCCCACUUUCGACAUGAGCCCCUACUUUGAUCCCGCCGCUGACUUCAUCCACAAGGCGCUGAGCAGGACUGGAGGUGAGUCCAUGGCGGUAGGUGGCUUGAUGGCCCAACUUUUUGCAGAACUGAAUAGCUCUCCCUACCAUUGGUGAGAGUUUCACAUUAGGGUGACAAUGGUCUGGAUGGAAGUAGGACUGGUGCCUGUGAGCACACUGUCAUGGGAUUGGUGUGCAGAGAUUCUUCCACAUAUGUGGUGGACCUGUAAAAGGGUAGAGGAGUAUUGGGAAAUAAUUCAUAAUGAAUCGGAAAAAAUGUUUAAAAGUACUUUUCCCAAAACAAAUCAGAGUCCUUUUUGUUGGGGAUAAUUCAGAUGGAAAUUCCCAUGUGUCAAAAAAGGUUAUUUAUGUAUGCCACUACUGCAGCCCGUGUUUCAUUAGCCCCAAAGUGGAAAGCGAGUGAGGUCCUAUCUAAAGAAUAUUGGCAACUUAAACUGAUGAACUAUGUGCAGCUUGCGGACCUAACAUAUAGAAUAAGAGAACAAGAAGAACAUACGUUUAAAGAAGAUUGGAAGAUGUUUAUUAAAUAUAUGGAAAAUAACUGUGUACAGCUGAAAAUGCUGGCAGCAUUAAGAUAAAUUCAGCAGUGUAAACAAGUUUUGAUGGGUGUAAUAAUGGAAUACUGAAUGGUUUAGUUUAUGUAAAAUAUGCAGGGAUUUAUUAUGAUAUGAAAAAAUGAACCAUGGAAAGAGAAGAAAGGAAGUCAUUGACAUUUUUAGGUUGUUUAAAUGAAUAUUUUAAAUUGCAAAACAGAAAAUUUAAUAAAAAUUAUACACACACAAAAAGAGAUUCUUUCCCAUGGUGAGAGAUUAACUGUUACACCCAGACCAUAUCCAUAGCAUGUAUUUAAAGAGCAUGGCUUCCCCCACCCCAACCCAAGAAUCCUGAGAACUGUAGUUUGUUGCAGGUGCUUGAAAUGGCAUCUCUGUGCAUGGAGGGGUCCCCUAAAAACUCAGUUCCCAAGAAUCUUGGGGGAGAAGCCAAGAUCACUGGGUGAUCUUGGGCCAAUCACUACCUUUCAGUUUGCUCUACUUUGCAGGCUUGCUGUGAGGAACAAGUAGAAAGGGAGGACUGUGUGUGCUGCCUUGAGCAUCGUGGAGGAAAAGCUGAACACAAAAGUAAAAAGUCUAUGAGCCAGUGCACACUUACCUGAAAAUAAACCCUGCUGAACAUUGCAGGAUUUAUCUCUGAAUAUCUAUGCAUAGCAUAAAGGGAUGUGGGUGGCGCUGUGGGUUAAACCACAGAGCCUAGGGCUUGCCGAUCAGAAGGUCGACGGUUCAAAUCCCCACGACGGGGUGAGCUCCCGUUGUUCGAUCCCUGCUCCUGCCAACCUAGCAGUUUGAAAGCACGUCAAAGUGCAAGUAGAUAAAUAGGUACCACUCCGGCGGGAAGGUAAACGGCGUUUCCGUGCGCUGCUCUGGUUUGCCAGAAGCGGCUUAGUCAUGCUGGCCACAUGACCUGGAAGCUGUACACCGGCUCCCUCGGCCAAUAAAGCGAGAUGAGCGCCGCAACCCCAGAGUCGGCCAUGACUGGACCUAAAGGUCAGGGUUCCCUUUAGCUUUAGCUUUAUGCAUAGCAUAGGGGAGACAUUUUUUUAGGGAGUGCUACCAGGUGCCCCCACAACAGGCUCCCUCAUUGGAGCUUGGCUCCAGUGUGCAAGGAAGCUGCAGAAACAGCUUCCUCGUGCAACGGCUCAAUGCCGCCAGCCACAGCUCCACCCCUGGGUCAAGCCUGACCUGGGGGCAGAGAGAGGCUGCAGCAUACAGGGAAGAUGCCAAGUAUCUUCAUCAUGGCUGCAGUUCUGCUACACCACUGGCGCAAUAUAUAUUUGUUUUUGACGUGUCUAAACUGCCCAUCACCCUGAUGGAUCCCAGGGCAGUGUACAGCAAGGAAAAGAUGCAUCUUCAUGCACCAGUAAAAUUGAGGACUUGUCCAUACUUCUGCUCGUCCUGUGUCUAGAAUGCAUGGGCAACUGGGGACCUUUUUCGGGCAAACAGCCACAAUCCCUCCUGGGAAAUUUCCCGGGGCCAUCUGCCAAUGGUGGGUGGGGCCAGCUGCAAAAGUAGGUGGAGCAACCAUGCAAAUUUUACCUUUGUGUGAUAGGCUACUUUCUACACACACACACACACACACACACACACACACCCCUCUUUAUUCUCCAUCCAGGGAUGCAAGAGGCAUGAUCAGAGUUCAAGGAUACAUUCCGACCAAGUGAAAACACUCAAGGGGAGUGAAAAAUAGGACAUGAGGGCCAGAUAGUAAUGCCUGGAAGGCUACAUGUGGCUCCCAUUCUUGAGGUCCCUCACUCCUGUGUCCCGAACCAAAUGAGGAUGGAAAGAUAAGGUUGUGCUGGGGGAGGGAAUCUCUCUGGAGUUAUUUAAAUUGGUGGCAUUCUGGAAGAGAUCUUUGCUGAGGUGCACCUCUAACCUUACGGGCCAUAAAUGCCUCAGCUGCCAUUUGAUAUUCAAUAGUACACUUUAGCUACUCUCAGAUAAUGGUUUUAAUGCUGUUGGGAGCUCUUCAGACUGCAAUCUGCAUUACUUCAGUUUAUUCUGAAUGCGUUUAGUCAUCCCUACUGUGUUUGGAAGGCAGGGAGCUUCCUGCUCCUUCUGUUGAGUAGGGCCCUGGACCUCUGCCCCCAAGUCCAACCCUGAUGGCAACACUGUCAACACUUACUUUGCAUAUCUACACCUGGCACAUCUAUAUCUCCCCUUUCUUCCUGCAGGAAGGAUCCUUGUUCACUGUGCCGUGGGGGUGAGCAGAUCAGCCACUUUGGUCCUCGCCUACCUCAUGAUUUACCAUCGCUUGACCUUGGUGGAGGCCAUAAAGACCGUCAAGGACCACCGAGGCAUCAUCCCCAACCGGGGGUUCCUACGUCAGUUGGCUGCCCUGGACAACUCCCUCAGGUUGAAACAGAGGCCAUGAGUGGAAGAGCCAGAGGGGAAAACAAUGUUGGAGCCGGUCCUGAGGCAUUCCCAGGCCAUAAUUUGGGCUCUGGUAUCCCUGAACUUCCACAGUUCCCGCCCUGCAGAAGCCCAUUGCCUACAAGGCCUCUAAUUUCUAAAGUUAGCUUCAGGUGUCAGCCAGAGGUGAGCUGGCUCAGGUUUCCGAGAGGCAGAGAGUUCCCCAACCCCUCUCUCCAUUUCUCCCUCCUUUGGGAAGCCAUAAAAUGGGGCUCUUCUUCAUAUCAAGUCUCAACCUCAGACCAGGGGAGCCUUCAGCUAUCUAAAUCCCCUCAGAGUCCUGUGUGGUGUGGCCUGUCCCCAUAUUUGCUUUUAACCUUUGUUAAAGUGCUUGGGUAGUUCCUUAAUGUAUUUUAGCUGUGAGAAUAAAGUCCUGCAGAGACUAAAUGCAUCAGAGCAUUUUUCCACCCAACAGUGAUAGGCAAUUAUGGGGCAAGGGAAGAAGAAUAGGUUUGGUUACUGCUAGAGAGCCAUGCUGCUGGUGUCUGGGGUGGGGUGAGGAGUAGUCCCAGAACAGCAACUGCCCAAGGGUCCCAGGAACUUAGAAGGGCCUUCCACUGGCAUAACCCAGCUGCACCCCAAUUCAUCACCCUCUCUACCAAGCCCACAGGUGCUUUCAGUUACAGGUGCUGCUGCUGCUGCUUUUGAAUGGGAGCCAAAAUCAGCUCCCUUCCAGAAUGGCUGCCCACCAUUUUAAGUUACCCAAAAUGUAAUGCCCUGGACCACAGAUUUGUAAAAUGUAUUGCUUUCACAGCUCUGUAGUCUGAGUUGAUCAGUAAUUCUGUUGCAGCCACUACAAGCAGGGCUGGGCCCUGCCCUGGUUCAAGGAAGGUUGCUGGUUGCUGGCCAGGACCAUGCAAAGGGGCUUUCUAAAGCCUGGCACUGGCUUGGAUGGAAUGAAGUACACAGAGCACUAUUCCUAUUAUUUUUAACCAUUCUCCAUCACUUAAUGAGAAAAGAAACUGCAUUCAGAAAUUGUCAAAGGGGAGAGAAAAUGUUAGUGAAAUUCUCACAGGCAUGGUGUGGGCUUUUACUUACUUUUACUUACUUUCAAGUAGGCCAAGGGGCAUUCGUGAGCCUCUCUUCUUCCACUCUAGCUAGCUGGUCAAAUAUACAGAAUAUGGAGAAUCAAGCCUUUUCUGAAAUCCACUGUUGGGUCAUACCUUUUUUAGGACCAACCAAACAUGUCACCCAAAAGUGGCAAGUUUUGAAGAGGGAGCAAGGCAGCUUCAGCUCCAGAGACCUGCCAGGACCAGCAAUGAAAGGAGGUGCCGUUUGAGUGAUACCAGGCAUAAAGAUAAAAAGUUCAAUGGUUCCUAGAGCAGAAUUGCUGGUGGAGUGGAUUCCCCACCUCCUAGAAUGGAUUUUUUGUUUGUACCAGCUGCUGAAAGUUGAAGGAGCUCAGGUUCAUUCUAGGAACCAUGGGGGGGGGGUGGGAGAGACCAUAGAUCAGUGGUACGGAUAUAUUUUGCAUCCAGGUCCCAGGCUCAAUCCCCUGCAUCUCCAGGUAGGGCUGGGGGAGUCUCCCUGUCUGAAACCUGGAGAGCUGCUGCCAGUCAAUGUAGACAAUUCUCUGGCUCUGUAUAAGACAACUUCCUAUGCUGCUAUGAAUGGAAUGCUUCAUCCCUGCUCCAUCAGUUUGCUCCCUUGCCUACCUGUAAAUCCAUGCCCUCACCUGCCUUCAGUCACUCAUUGCCUGUGGCUACCAGGCGAGGGCUUAAAUCAGGCAUAGGCAAACUCAUCCCUCCAGAUGUUUUGGGACUACAACUCCCAUCAUCCCUGACCACUGGUCCUGUUAGCCGGGGAUGAUGGGAGUUGUAGUCCCAAAACAUCUGGAGGGCCGAGUUUCCCUAUGCCCGGCUUAAAUGCAAAGUUGGCUCACCAGAUGCAGCAGAGAGCACACUUCCAGCUUUGCAAAGUUACCCACAGCAGAUCACAGAAAACAGCUCCAACCUGGAUACUCCUGCAAGAGUUCCAGCAGCUUUGGCAUUUCCUACGCUGGCAAUGAAAAUAAAUUGAUGUCGUUGGCUAGAGUGUAAUGUCUGGUUUAAAGAUGGCUAUCUUCUGCCUGUUCUCCCCCCAUUGUUCAUUUGGGAUGUGGACAUGGCACAAAAGAAGUUCAAAGGCACUUUUAGCACCAGGUGUGAGAAAUGAUGCCAAGGCCCUUUUCAUCAGUAUAUAAGCAAAAUUAAAUCGGAGGUUCUGCACAGCUGUAUUAUUCAGCAAUCCCUUUCCUCCAUAGCCAUGUUCUCCUUAUAGAUGCCAACCUCAGUCUGUCGUCAUCCAUUUCCUGGCUGCCUGCUUGCCUUCCCACCCAGGUGGCGGUCGCAGCUGCCAAGUUCCUCCCCCUUAGUCUCAGUGUUGCCCUUUUAGAACUCAGCAGGGAGAAGGAUGGGGACAAAACUAGAAUAAGUUGGCUCUGCCUCUCACUGGCUCCGGUCCCACCAACCUUUGGCCUGCCUGCUUUCUGUGCAGAAUUAUAUGUGUGGAAGUUGCCCAGGGUCAUUUGACCCUUUUAAAUAGUCCUUUUUUCCCUUCCGAUAAAAGACCAUGCAAAAUA